This is a messenger RNA of Phalacrocorax carbo (great cormorant), 662 nucleotides long. Lineage: Eukaryota; Metazoa; Chordata; Aves; Suliformes; Phalacrocoracidae. The record is from RefSeq and is a predicted model, not a curated record.
CGGUGCGCGCUGGGAGCGGUCACGAUGGCGGCCCGUGUCCUCGCGGCCUGGCUCCGCCGCGCCGCCCCGUCCGCCCCGCGCCCCGCCGCGCUCGGCACCCUCGGGCCCCGCCGCCCCCCGCCGCCGCCGGCGCCCCCCGGCCCGCCGCCCGCCGCCCGCCUCCCGCAGCUGCCGCGCGCCGCCGCGCCGCCCUGCCGCCGCCUCUCCGACCUGCCGCCCCUCACCUUGGCCGACAUCAAGGAGCGCGUCCUCUACGUCCUCAAGCUGUACGACAAGAUCGACCCCGAGAAGCUGACGGCCGAGUCCCACUUCAUGAAGGACCUGGGGCUGGACAGCCUGGACCAAGUGGAGAUCAUCAUGGCCAUGGAGGACGAGUUCGGAUUUGAAAUUCCUGAUGGAGAUGCAGAAAAGUUAAUGUGUCCGCAAGAGAUUGUAGAUUACAUUGCAGAUAAGAAGGAUGUUUAUGAAUAAAAACAGUCAUUCAAAACCGGGCGAUGUCCCCACCACCAGGACUGGGCUGGUGUCGGCGGGUGUGAAUAGAAGCGCACAUGCUGUACCGUUGCUGCUUUCAUCGGAAAGUUGUACUUGGACGUUGUAUUUAAAGCUGUCUGAAUAUGUUGUCCUUUAAAAACAAGAAAAAAAUGAAUAAAUCUAUAAGACCA